Molecule: messenger RNA, 2116 nt
Organism: Exophiala oligosperma
Lineage: Eukaryota; Fungi; Ascomycota; Eurotiomycetes; Chaetothyriales; Herpotrichiellaceae
Exons: 1
Coding region: 211-1959 (582 amino acids)
Biological process (GO): regulation of DNA-templated transcription
Molecular function (GO): zinc ion binding; DNA-binding transcription factor activity, RNA polymerase II-specific
Source: RefSeq, a predicted model, not a curated record
GUGCCGACCAGGCUCGUUUGUUUUCGCUGAGCAUUUAAUAUAUCGACACAAGAGCAAUGUGUCGUCACCUUCGAACAUGGCUACCCUGACCGACGAAUGAACCACUCCAACAACACCGUCAACAGAGUAAAUAGGAAGCCUGGUCGGAAUGAACAAUGUGAAGAUGCACCUCCAUUGACAAUCUAAAACUAUAACGUCUGAUCAGAAAGAAUGUCGACUCCUCGGUCCCCUCGCAGGGCCUGUGACAGAUGCUACAAGCACAAAGAACGGUGUCAUUUUGAUGAUUCCGCCGCGGAGAAAUGUACUCUCUGUCAAAGCUCCAAGUCACAAUGCACCAACUCCCGGGUCCAAUACCGCUCUGGUCGACGGCCGAAAGUGUCGACGUUUGGCCCCGACGGUUCUUCGAUCCAAGUAUGGGCCGUCAAAGACUCUUUGGGCGUCAAGGUCAAUAACAACAAGAGUCGCAAACGUCGAGGUGAGCAACUCACCAAGUCGACAUCGAAUCCCAAUGUGAAACUUGAUGGGAACGGCAACGGUGAUGAUAGCACAGUACCACAGUCGACAACAAUAUUGUCCACACUAUCCGGGGUUGCUCAAGUCGACUCUGCCUCGACCCAGACCUCGACCGACGAACGAUACUACUCAUCCGCCAGCCAACUUUACGAAUCGUCACCUGAAAUCCUCGAACAAUUUUCUCAGGUCUAUGAUUUGUUCAUGUUGGGCCCGACCUUUGCGGAAGGGUUCCGGGCCGCGAUCCGUCUGUCCUUUUUCUCCUCGCCGGCUUUGCUGAAAGAAAUCUUCGAGGCCAUCCAUUCCGUCGUCACAAGAGCCAAGGACUUUGUCGUCGACGUCGACGACAACGACGACAGCCACCGGCAACGACAACGACAACCCUACGUCGAGGCCGAUAUAAUGGUAGGGGCGGCGGCUCUCGAAAAGUUGCGGACCGUCCAGAUCAAAACCGUCCAAGACGCUCUGGCGGUCAACGCGCUAGGUCAAACCUUGGCCGCUUUUGAUCUACUCACCGGGUGCAACGAUCCGGCUUUGAUUCUGAGGUACUCCUUGUCUUCCAUCGAACCUUGGUACGGUGAGUUGUCGAGUGACCCUGCCUUGGACCCUUUUACCAUCACCUCCAUCUUUUGGGACACGGCUUCUUGUCUGUUGCGUCGAGACGUGCCCGUCCUGAGGUACACUUAUCGUGACCAUCAUCAUCGUCACAACCACGACCACAAUGAAGAUGAAGAUGAAAUGAAUCACAACAACUCCAACACCACCACCGGCGGCACCGUCGUCGAACGGUCCGCCGGUCUAUGUACGACCCUUUUACCGAUCCUCUACGACCUGUGCGUCGUCAGUAAGGAACUCGACGUCCAACGCCGUUGUGGCAUCCCGGGGAGCAUAGGACCCGUCCGGCGAGUCGGCGAGAGUCUGGAGCGGUGGGCCCCCGACCUCGACGCCCUCGCAGUCGCGUGCGAAUCCCACCGCCGGAACUUCUCCCCCAACGAGAAGCUCGAGAUGCACUCGCAGGCGGUCAUGUAUCGUCUGGCCGGCCUGUUGCUGGUCCACCGAAUCUUGAACCCCUUCGGUACGCUCGACGGGACCGCCGCCCGGUAUGCCCGGGACAUCCUGGAUGCCAUGUCGAGGUUUUGCGCCUCCGCCGCCGCCGCCGCCGCAACCACCACAUCCCCCACGUCCCCCCCGCCAGCGGAAACGAAGGCGAAAACGAAGACGAAGACGAAAAUGCACAAUGUUGCCUUACCUCUACUCGUAGCUUCUCUCGAAAUUUCCACCAUCCCUCCAGACAUUUGGCAAAAUGUCUCCUUGUCCAGUUUUGCACCCGUGUGCGUCACCAAAAUGCAAGCUCUCGUAGAUCAUGUGUGGACAGAAAGGCGACGAGGCUCUAAACAGUUCAUGUUGGACUUGAUAGCAACAGGACCGAAUUUUAUUGUCGUCCCAUAAGUCAUCAAAUGGUGCGACGAUUGAAAGCUACUUAAUAUGGUGCCAAAAGGACCUGCCUCAGCUCUGUGUUUCUAAUGUCUUGCAUAACUUGUGAUGCUAUCAUAUACCUAGACUGGUUUGUCCAUGGAUAACCUCAUAUUCACUACCAUACAUAUUC